Magnusiomyces paraingens is the source of this 1437-nucleotide messenger RNA. RefSeq lists its product as uncharacterized. Gene Ontology annotation, biological process: ammonium transmembrane transport. The transcript has 2 exons. Gene Ontology annotation, cellular component: plasma membrane. Gene Ontology annotation, molecular function: ammonium channel activity. The record is from RefSeq and is a predicted model, not a curated record. NCBI's taxonomy places the organism in Eukaryota, Fungi, Ascomycota, Dipodascomycetes, Dipodascales, Dipodascaceae. The coding region runs from base 1 to 1437 and encodes 478 amino acids.
AUGCACUACCCAUUUAUCCACGGAGCUGAACUGGCUCUUAGAAAACGACAAGAAGCAGAAGGUUUAGUCCCGGAAUUUCGAGGUGAAACUUAUGACACUGGUGACAUUUCCUACCUUGCCGUAUCAACAUGUAUGGUUCUCAUCAUGGUCCCCGGUCUCGGGUUCCUCUAUUCGGGUCUUGCCCGUAGAAAAUCUGCCCUUUCUCUUAUCUGGGCAUGCUACAUGACAGCCGUCGUUUCUCUCUUCACCUGGUACUUUUGGGGCUACUCGCUCGCCUUUUCUAAAACUGCAACAAACGGAUACAUUGGUAACCUCCAUUCCUUUGGCAUGAAAAACGUUCUCUGGGGUGAUGACGGUGCCACUUACCCUGAACUCCUCUUUGCCGCUUACCAAGGCAUGUUUGCUGCCGUCACUGGCGCCAUUGUUGCUGGUGGUAUCGCUGAACGUGGCCGUCUUUUCCCCGUUUGUGUCUUCACUGCUGUUUGGAUCACUAUUGUCUACUGCCCCAUUGCCUGCUGGGCUUGGUCUGCAAAUGGUUGGGCCGCAAAGUGGGGGGUUCUCGACUAUGCUGGCGGCGGGCCCGUCGAAAUUGGCUCUGGUGUUGGUGGCUUUGCUUAUGCCAUUGUUCUUGGCCGUAGAAAGGAACAACUCCUUCUUAACUUCCGCCCCCAUAAUGUCUCUCUCGUCACUCUUGGAACUGCUCUCCUGUGGUUUGGCUGGCUCGGUUUCAAUGGUGGCUCGGCCCUCGGCGCUAACCUCCGUGCCGUCUAUGCUAUUAUGAACUCAAAUAUUACUGCAUGCUUUGGUGCCAUGUCUUGGUGUUUGCUCGAUUACCGUCUUGAACGUAAGUGGUCUACCGUUGCUGUCUGCUCAGGUAUUAUCUCCGGUCUUGUCGCGGCUACCCCGUGCUCCGGUGUGAUCCCCCUCUGGGCCUCGGUUAUUCUCGGUGUUAGUGCUGGUGUUGUUUGCAACUUUGCCACAAAGAUCAAGUACCUCUGCCGUGUUGACGAUUCCUUUGAUACCUUUGCCGAACACGGUGUCGCCGGCAUCAUUGGCCUCAUCUAUAAUGCUCUUUUUGGUGCCGAUUGGGUCAUUGGCCUCGACAAUGCCACUGAGCACCGUGGUGGUUGGCUGUCGCACAACUACCGCCAAAUUUACAAGCAGAUUUGCUACAUGUUGGCUUCUGUCGGUUAUACUCUCUUCAUGACAGUUCUUAUUGGCUUUAUUGUUAACUACAUUCCAGGAUGCAAGCUGCGUGCUUCUGAAGACGCUGAGCUUCGUGGUAUGGAUGAUGACCAAAUUGGUGAGUUUGCCUAUGAUUAUGUCGAGGUCCGCAGAGAUUAUCUUUCUUGGGCUCCACCAGCUCAAACUCUUCAGGGUGCUUCUCCCCAAGGCGGCAGUGAGGCCGAGGGUGAGAUUUCCAAUAAGGUGGAUUAA